CAGUGUGUUUGUUAUCUAGGGGCCGUGUUGUUUAUGGCGGUGCUGGAGAGGGGGCGCUAAGCUGUUGGGUAUGAAGUGUAAUGGAACAGACUUUACCACAUGAAACUGCUGCUUUAAGUUCAGAUCAGGCAAGGAACAGAGCCCCAACAACCAACACCACCAAAGAAGAGUACACAAGUUGAAGACACAGCAUUUGAUCUGAAACAAGAAGUUUGUACCUACUCAACAGCUUUGAAAGAGCACUCCCCGAGCUGCUAGUAGUCUUUAAUAUGGUUCUUAAUCACUUUAGCUUCCCUUCUAGCCCACCACCCACCAGAUGUAGUGGAAAAGAAAGGCUAUUAGGAUACUGGGGAAGUGACCUGUUUAGAAAUUGUUCUUCGGAGCAAAUCCAAUCCAAGAGUUGUCAGGAAAUGAGCAGUUCAGUUCCCAGGAGUCAGCAGCAGCAGCUCAAUCCACUCACAAACACUUCACAAAUACACCAGCAGUCCAGUUCGGUAGAGUUGGGAUAGCAAACACCAGUCAGCAGCAGUGGCACGACCUAGCAGAAACAGGCAGGCAUGGAGUGUAAGGCUCGAAGUGAGUCUUAACUACCGGGAGACCCCCAAGUGAGACAAGAGAAUGGAAAUCGAUGCAAACACAAGAGGUUUAUUUUUCCAGCACGUUGGGGUGGACCCUCAAUCAGCCCCUCAUGAUGAGUGACUAGAAGGCCACCCCGAAUGGCUAUAACAAGCACUUUUUAUACUUUUUAGGGGUACAUCAGCAAGGUUACAGUUUAAACUUAUGGCUAAGCAUACUGAGCUUUGAAUCUAUUGGCUAGCAAGCAUAUGACAUGCAUUCAAACUCUAUCUGGGACCAGAGGGUCAGGUGACUAUCAGUCAGUACAUUCUGUGGUUUUCCAAGAACGUUCCUUUUCUUCCCGAGAACUGUAGGUGGAGAAUGGAACCUGGUCUAGCCUUGACCCAAGGUGGGAAGCCGGUACUUGGCCUAGUCUUGACCUGAGGCAGUGGGUGUAAAGCUGGCAAAAGCCCCUAGGGUCCUUCAGAAUCACUGGGGAGCACUCAGGACCAACAGGGAUGCCAGGGGCCGUGCCUCCCUCAAUGAAAUGAAGAUCAGUGGAGACGAGAGACCAAGGAUGUGUUGCAAAGUUAGCUAUGCAAGACCCUGUCACUGUCCGUUGAGUUCUAUUUAUACUCUGUUCAAACAUCCUGCGUCUUCCACAGGCCUUUCCUCACAUGUCUUGCCUCAGCACACGAGUCUGAAUCAGCUGACAUCACUCUGCCAAUCGGCCAGAGUCUUUGGAAGCGGCAAGAAGUUGCCAGGACACCACCAGAAGUUCUUUGGUGCCUAUCUGUCUGUGGAGCCUUGACAGAUAGCGCUCAGCUAUGCAACGUAAGGCGACCCAAUACACGCAUGUUGCUAGGGAGGAAUCCUUCAUCACGUGUCCUUUCACGUGCCUGCUUUAGCAAAACAUCCCUUUUCACCUGCGUCUGCUUCAGGAGAACACUCCUUCACGGGUUUGCCCCGGCAAAACACCAUCCUACACAACUGACUUCUCAAAGAAACCGUAAGUUUCCACUCCCCUAGUCCCAGAACAGUAUGCAGCCAGGACAAACUGUAGGUCUGCUGGGGUUCAGGAAUUGCCACACAAAUCAUAUGAACACCGAUCUCAGUUAAUUCAAGAAUAGUUUAUUGAAUGCAUGCUCCCACCUGCCCAAGACUGAUCAAUCUGUACUACAAAAAAAGGACUUGGGGUCUUUCUCUCCGGCCGCCGCAGGGAGAGGAGUCGCCGCCAUGUCCGCGCAUCUGCAAUGGAUGGUCGUUCGGAACUGCUCCAGUUUCUUGAUCAAGAGGAAUAAGCAGACGUACAGCACGGAGCCCAAUAAUCUGAAGGCCGGAAACUCCUUCCGCUACAACGGGCUAAUUCACCGCAAGACCGUCGGAGUGGAGCCUGCGGCUGAUGGCAAAGGGGUCGUGGUGGUUAUGAAACGCAGAUCCGGUCAGCGAAAACCUGCCACUUCCUACGUGAGGACCACCAUCAACAAGAAUGCUCGGGCUACCCUCAGCAGCAUCAGGCACAUGAUCCGAAAGAACAAGUACCGCCCGGAUCUGAGUAUGGCGGCCAUCCGCAGGGCCAGUGCCAUCCUUCGAAGCCAGAAGCCUGUGGUGGUGAAGAGGAAACGGACCCGCCCCACCAAGAGCUCCUGAGCCCCACACCCCAGAAGCAAUAAAGAGUCCACUGAUUUGUUCGACCACCUCAAAAAAAAAAAAAAAAAAAAAAAAAAAAAAAAAAAAAAAGGACUUG
Molecule: messenger RNA, 2302 nt
Organism: Rattus norvegicus (Norway rat)
Lineage: Eukaryota; Metazoa; Chordata; Mammalia; Rodentia; Muridae
Source: RefSeq, a predicted model, not a curated record